AUGCCGCUUGGUGCAAAUGUAGAGCGAGUGGCGACUAGCCACUGUAUAGCAUUACCUGAAGAGAAUGUUGGAAACUGGCUGCUUAAGAAGGCGGUUGCGAGCCAUAGGAAAAUCAAUCUUAUUCGAUUCCCGACCUCCAGCACCACCAAGAUGGCCGAAAAAUUGCAUCAAUAUCCUUUCAGGGUUAUAAUAGUCGGAGGGUCAGUUGCAGGAUUAACGCUUGCCAAUACGCUGUCUCGCAAGAAUAUUGACUUUCUUGUGCUUGAAACCCGGGAUGCCAUCUCACCAUGCCCUGGAGCAGCCAUAUGUCUUUUGAGUCACGGAACAAGGACCUUGGAUCAAAUGGGCAUACUCGAUGAUGUAAUUCAGUUGAUGACACCAAAGGGAGUUUUUCAUACAUGGCAGGGGAAUGGAAGGUUACUGAGCAAGCUUGAUACACUCAAUGUUCUUCAAACUCGUCAUGGAUACCCAGCUGGGUGGAUUGACCGUGAAAAGCUGCUUCAGAUUCUUUUCAACCAUCUCCACGAAAAAGAAAAGGUCCUACUGCGGAAGAGAUUUGUCAAGGCUGAACAUUCUGCCGAAGGGAUCAUUGCCCAUUGUUCUGAUGGCAGCUUGUUCAAAGGUGAUAUCAUUAUCGGUGCCGAUGGAGUCCACAGUUUAGUCCGGCAGAGCAUGUGGCAGCAUAUGAAAUAUGAUGGAUUAGAAGGGAUCUUGAACAGAGAUGCGACAGCAAUGACGGCUCAAUACUCUUGUGUGUAUGGAGUAUCUAAAGCGGUAACUGGAAUUGAAGAUGGAAUAGUACAUCGCACGAUUGGCAGAGGAUUCAGCCUCUUGCUCGCUCCUGGAACGAAAGGUAUCCUUUACUGGUAUCUGACUGCCAAAAUGGAUAAAAGGUAUCAGAGUCCUCAUAUUCCAAGAUACGACAGAUACGAAUUAGAAGCACAUAUUGGCCGUUAUAUGGAUCAAGAAUUGAAGAGGCAAUCUACGAGCACUGGACAUGGAAACAAUUUGCCUGCCUUGGAGAUUCAAUACACAAGGCGAACAACUCCCACUUUGGGCCUCGGCGCCAAUACUGCCAUCGAAGAUGCCGCAUCAUUGGCAAACUGCAUGGCUUCUAUGCUGGAAUCAGAAUCUGCAUCAUGCCUCUCGGUUGAGGUUAUCAAUCUUUACUUAUCUUCUUGGGCUGCAGGUCGAGGAUCCCAGGCAAAAGCAAUAUGUAUCACCUCGAAUAUUCUAACCCGCUUUGAGACUCUUGCUACCUGGCGACACAAGAUUAUCAUGUUACAUAUUAUUCCCCAUUUGGGGGAUAUUAUAGCCGAUCUUCUUAGCUAUUUUAUUGUGGGAUCCGAGGGGCUGGAUUCCAUUCCUCCGUCAACGAGGUCUUUAGAAACUGCUAUGCCUUUCAGAAAUCUUGACCAGAAGGCCAACGCGUCUGAGUGGAAACAUUUAGCCACUUCUGACGCUCUGCGAUUGAGACUUCAAUCAAUCGCCUUAUAUUGCUUGGGGAAAUUUUGGGGUUAA
This is a messenger RNA of Penicillium concentricum, 1521 nucleotides long. Its product is annotated as FAD-dependent oxidoreductase. The coding region runs from base 1 to 1521 and encodes 506 amino acids. Gene Ontology annotation, molecular function: FAD binding. The transcript is spliced from 5 exons. Lineage: Eukaryota; Fungi; Ascomycota; Eurotiomycetes; Eurotiales; Aspergillaceae. The record is from RefSeq and is a predicted model, not a curated record.